Molecule: messenger RNA, 168 nt
Organism: Sclerotinia sclerotiorum 1980 UF-70
Lineage: Eukaryota; Fungi; Ascomycota; Leotiomycetes; Helotiales; Sclerotiniaceae
Exons: 2
Coding region: 1-168 (55 amino acids)
Source: RefSeq, a predicted model, not a curated record
AUGUGUGGCGGCGCUGGUCUACCGAAACGAUUGGACGUAUCCAGCUCAGUUAGGAAAGAGCUUUCCCGUGUAUCUCACACAUCGAGGAAAUUCGUUCCCACUUAUCAUCUUACCAAAGCACGACCAAAAGCGGUAACACCUGCUGUUAGAUAUGAAAACGAUUAUUGA